This is a messenger RNA of Scleropages formosus (Asian bonytongue), 4345 nucleotides long. RefSeq names its product C2 calcium dependent domain containing 5 (gene c2cd5). Gene Ontology annotation, biological process: positive regulation of vesicle fusion; positive regulation of D-glucose transmembrane transport; intracellular protein transmembrane transport. The transcript has 29 exons. The record is from RefSeq and is a predicted model, not a curated record. Lineage: Eukaryota; Metazoa; Chordata; Actinopteri; Osteoglossiformes; Osteoglossidae. Bases 310 to 3645 code for a protein of 1111 amino acids. Gene Ontology annotation, cellular component: plasma membrane. Gene Ontology annotation, molecular function: calcium-dependent phospholipid binding; calcium ion binding.
GCGCUGUAUUCACGCAGUGUUUGCUUAAUGUCAGUCAGUGAUAGGUUUAAACACUGUGUGUUAGUUCGCCCCCAAUCAUGGGUUUAGUACGCGGGCGGUGCAUGGGGGUUCUGAGUUGUAAUGCAGUAAUACUGUAGAAAAUGUGACGACAUUUCAAGCUAAUAACGCUUUAAAAAUCAUCGGAGCGUCGCGACCUUCAAUCAUCAUGUGUUGUGGAAGACGAGGUGGAAGAGAUGGGUGUUAACACCAGCGGUAUCAUGUACUGAGUGGAACCCGUCAUUGCUGAACACACGGCUUUCCGGUGAAGUCAUGCCAGGAAAGCUUAAAGCCAAAAUUGUGGCAGGACGCCAAUUACCUGUUAUGGACAGGGCCAGCGAUCUGACUGAUGCUUUCGUUGAGGUAAAAUUUGGAAACACUACAUUUAAAACUGAUGUGUAUCCAAAGUCUUUAAACCCCCAGUGGAACUCUGAGUGGUUUAAAUUUGAGGUGGAUGAUGAGGACUUGCAAGAUGAGCCAUUACAGAUUACAGUGCUGGACCAUGACACAUACAGUGCUAAUGAUGCCAUAGGCAAGGUCUACAUCGAUAUAGAUCCCCUCUUAUCGUCUGAAGCUGCAACUGUAAUCUCUGGCUGGUUCCCCAUCUAUGACACUAUACAUGGUAUUCGUGGGGAAAUAAAUGUUCUGGUGAAGGUGGACCUCUUCAAUGACUCAAACCGCUUCAGGCAGUCAUCUUGCGGAGUCAAGUUCUUUUGUACCACAUCCAUUCCUAGGUGUUAUCGAGUGGUUACAGUUCAUGGCUUUGUGGAGGAACUGGUGGUGAACGAGGACCCAGAGUACCAGUGGAUUGACCGCAUCCGAACCCCUCGGGCUUCCAACGAAGCCAGACAGAGGCUCAUCUCUCUGAUGUCUGGAGAGCUCCAGAGGAAGAUUGGACUGAAAGUACUGGAGAUGGGGGGCAACGCGGUGGUGGGCUACCUGCAGUGCUUUGACCUGGAGGGCGAGUCAGGCUUGGUAGUGCGUGCCAUUGGGACGGCCUGCACCCUGGACAAAUUAAGUAGCCUCCCUACAGCUGCCCUUCCCGCAUGCAAUUCCCCAUCCAGAGAUAUGAAAGAGGUUCCCUUCAGUGAAGAUCCCAACCCCAAUACUCAUUCAUCUGGACCCUCCACCCCACUGAAAAACCAAACCUAUUCCUUUUCACCCUCCAAGUCCUACAGCCGACAGUCCUCCUCUUCUGACACAGAUUUGAGUUUGACACCUAAAACUGGAAUGGGCAGCGGGGGAAGUGUUGGGAAGGAAGGUGGUCCACUGAAGACUCUCUUAAGACAGCAGACCCAGACAGCAUUGGAGCAAAGGGGAGCAUCCUCCUCUCGUGUGUUUGUUAGGACAAUGGAGUUCCCGUUCUUCACCCUCACCUGCUUCCCACCUGGCUUCCUAGUCCACGUGGGUGGCGUGGUCAGCGCACGGUCAGUCAAGCUUCUGGAUCGUAUCCACAACCCGGAUGAGCCAGAGACCCGAGAUGCUUGGUGGGAGGAGAUCCGGCAGGAGAUCAAGUCCCACGCCAAGGCCUUGGGCUGCCAUGCUGUGGUUGGCUACAGCGAGUCCACAAGCAUCUGUGAGGAGGUGUGCAUCCUGUCUGCGUCAGGCACAGCAGCGAUCCUCAACUCCAGGUUCAUGCAGGAGGGUUGCCUGGACAGCUACAGUGAACACAGGUUGUCACAGCAAGCGGUCUUCUUUUCUGCUGGGUCAGAAAGGGGAGAGUUUGAUAUGUUCCUUCAGAGCAAGGAUAGUUCUGCCUCACUAGGGUUGGAGGAACCGUCACCCCCUAGCUGCGGCUUUUGCCAUAUCCCAUACGACGAGCUCAACAUGCCCUUUCCCACCCACCUCACAUACUGCUACAACUGCCGCCGGCAGAAGGUUCCAGACGUUCUCUUCACUACCAUAGACCUGCCGGUGGAGGCAGCCAUAACUGGAAAGGGCUGCCUCAUCCAGGCCAGGCUUUGCCGGCUGAAGAAGAAGGCCCAGGGGGAGGCGAAUGCCACGGCCAUCAGCAACCUGCUGCCCUUUAUGGAGUACGAGCUGCACACACAGCUGAUGAACAAGCUCAAGCUGCGGGGCAUGAAUGCACUGUUUGGCUUGCGCAUCCAGAUCAGCGUUGGAGAGAACAUGCUGGUGGGACUGGCGUCUGCCACAGGGGUUUACCUCACUGCCCUGCCAAGUCCAGGGGGCAUCCAGAUAGCAGGGAAGACCCCCAGUGACAUUGCCUACGAACAGCACAUCUCCAACAUGCAGAAGAAGAUCAACGACACCAUUGCUAAAAACAAAGAGUUGUAUGAGAUCAACCCUCCGAAGCUAUUUGCACUGGACCCAGAAGCAUUCAGAGGCAUAAAUACGGAGAUCAUUGAAGAGGCAGUUGGAUCACCUAUCCCAGAACCACGCCAACGAUCCAGACUUUUCAGGUCUCACUCGGAGAGCUCAGAUGAGGUGUGGGAGCUGGAUCUGUCCCACGGAAAAAAGGAUGCUUUUGUCCUUGAAAUUGACGACACGGACGCAGUGGAGGACAUCCACUCCCUCCUCACCGAUGCACCCCCACCAGUGGGAUUUUAUAGCUGCAAUACAGAAAUUAUGCCCGGGAUUAACAACUGGACAUCAGCUUUGCAAAUGUUUACGUCAGUCAGGGUGUUCCGGCUGAGCAAUGUUAAUAUGACCAACCAAGGACUCAACAAGAUAUUUAAUGAACUCUGUGAGAAUCUUCUAAAGAGUCUGUAUUUCAAGCUGAGAUCCAUGGCUCCCUGCUGCCUUUGCCAUCUGAACUUUGUUGUGGCUGUGCCAGAGGAGGAUCUCAUUCAGGUGGCCGUCACUGCUGUGGCUAUGACCUUUGACAAGGACCAAAACCAAGAGAACUGGAAGCCAAGCACAGAUAAGAUGUUAAUGAAAGCUAUUUCAGAGAACGAGGAGCAGCUCCAGUUUCCCCUGGAACUGUGCACAGAGUCUCCAUCCUCACAGCCUUUCUCCCCGUCCAAAGGCACAGGUCUCCAGGAUGGUGCCAAUGUGCACAACACCUCCGCCAGAGCCACCUCAGUUGAUUACAGUUCCUUUGCAGACAGAUGCAGCACCUGGAUAGAGCUCAUUAAACUGAAAGCUCAGACCAUAAGACGAGGAUCAAUUAAGACAACCUCCUCCCAGGAGAAGGCCAGCCCGCUGCCCGAAGGGCGCUCACGGUCGCUGCGCUCCACCAAGUCAUGUUCAGGCAGCACAGUCUCAGUGGUCAAAAUGACUCCGCUCCCCUUCCUCCCUGGCACUAAGAUCGUCAAGUACCUGGGCAUCAUCAACAUGUUUUUCAUCCGAGAAACAACGUCGCUGCGUGAGGAAGGGGGUGUGAGCGGGUUCCUCCACUGCUUCAUUGCUGAGGUCUUUUCUAUGGUCCGAGCGCAUGUGGCAGCUUUGGGAGGCAACGCCGUGGUCUCCUACAGCAUGAAGGAGUGUGUCUUCAUGGAGAACCCCAAUAAGAACCAGGCUCAGUGCCUUAUCAACGUCAGCGGCGAUGCCGUCAUCUUUGUGCGAGAGUCCGAGCUGGAGGCCCCGACUGCCCCACCCCACACUUCCGUUGCCCAGAAUGCUGGCAGCGGAGCGGACGGUACCACAUAAAGAAGAUGCAGGCUCACGCUCUCGCACACAUAGUUAUGUAAUUUGUGCCAUCCGUAGCGCCCUUUAAAUCUUUGAUGCUUCGAGAUCAACAAGACUUCUAAGCUCAGCACCUCACAGAGCCUGGCGUUGUAUCAACCCAUAGGAGGGAACUGCCUACUACACGUAUGGCUUUUGGGCUGCAUGCUUGGACUCGAUAAAAGUGGACUUUACAGUUUAUUGAAAACUACCCAAGUAGCCAAAAUAUAUUGCCUGUGGUAUUGUUCGGCUAUUUUGUGUGUGUAAUAGUUGGAGUUGUAUUGCGUCACGCAUCAGUGAUUUGUUUUUCAUCCACAGCCAGUGCCCUGCUGUCACAUCAUUUAAACGGAAAACGCCAGUGCCAAUUCUGUAGACAGACUCACAUUCCAGCACCUCUUAAGCAAGGCUGAGGCAGCUUUGUGUUGCGUUGAAAAUGUCCACUUUAUGGCUUUACCACAUCAUCUGCAGUAACUUUUUUGUUGCUCAGGAACGCCUUUAUUUACAACCCGUUGUGUGUCUUUGAGUUAAAUGCUUGAAUUUCUUUACUGGCAAAGCAACCAUCUAAAAUGUGUUGGUUACAACUACGCAGCUGUUAAAUUGGUAAAUGAAUCCAGCUGCAAAUUUCUUUACUUGUUUACUACUGAAUACUUUGAUAUAUAUAUUUUUAAUUGUCAAAUGCUGGAAU